CAGCAUUACCGUUGAGGAGCUGGUCACGGGCAUGGCCAGUAUGGGCUUCCAGGCUACCGCGGUAGGGGAGGCGGUGCGCAUUAUUAACAACAUGCGUGCGUGGCGGGAUCCUGAAACGGGCCAGAGGACAACCAUAUUCCUGGGGUACACAUCCAACCUCAUCUCAUCCGGCCUGCGCGAAACAUUGCGCUAUCUGGUCCAGCACAAGCACGUGUCAGCCAUCGUCACCACGGCAGGCGGCGUCGAGGAAGACUUCAUCAAGUGCCUUGGACACACGUAUCUCGGAGAAUUUUCGACACCUGGCGCCAGCCUGCGUGCCAAGGGCAUGAACCGCAUUGGCAACCUGGUGGUCCCCAACGACAACUACUGCGCGUUUGAGGACUGGGUGGUGCCUAUUCUGCAGAAGAUGCUCGAGGAGCAGGAGGAAAGCAAGAAGACCAACGAACCGCUCCACUGGACGCCGAGCAGGGUAAUCCAUCGGCUGGGCAAGGAGAUCAACGACGAGCGUUCCGUCUACUACUGGGCGUGGAAGAACGACAUUCCCGUCUUCUGCCCGGCAUUGACGGACGGCAGUCUGGGAGACAUGCUGUACUUCCAUACCUUCAAGUCAUCCCCCGGGCAGCUGCGCAUCGACAUCGUCGAGGACAUACGGAGGAUCAACACGAUUGCCGUGCGGGCAAAGCGGUCCGGCAUGAUCAUCCUUGGCGGGGGGAUUGUCAAGCACCACAUCGCCAAUGCGAAUCUGAUGCGCAACGGAGCAGAAAGCGCAGUGUACAUCAACACGGCGCAGGAGUUUGACGGCAGCGACGCAGGGGCACGGCCGGAUGAGGCCGUCAGCUGGGGCAAGAUCCGGACCGACGCAGACAGCGUCAAGGUGUACGCAGAGGCAACGGUUGUGUUCCCCUUGAUUGUGGCAGCCACGUUCGCAAGGGCGCCGGCGCAGGCAGAAGCGUCGGUAUAGGGCGUAGCUGCUGGUAGUCAGGCAUUGCGUGUCGUGUCGGCGGAAGGGUAGUCAAUGAUGACACUGAACGAUUGAGGUUGAGG
Messenger RNA from Westerdykella ornata, 1044 nucleotides. RefSeq names its product deoxyhypusine synthase-like protein. Gene Ontology annotation, biological process: peptidyl-hypusine biosynthetic process. The record is from RefSeq and is a predicted model, not a curated record. Bases 41 to 961 code for a protein of 306 amino acids. The transcript is spliced from 2 exons. Gene Ontology annotation, cellular component: cytoplasm. Lineage: Eukaryota; Fungi; Ascomycota; Dothideomycetes; Pleosporales; Sporormiaceae. Gene Ontology annotation, molecular function: deoxyhypusine synthase activity.